This is a messenger RNA of Chrysochloris asiatica (Cape golden mole), 2745 nucleotides long. It is a transcript of the gene MROH8, whose product is annotated as maestro heat-like repeat family member 8. The transcript has 21 exons. The record is from RefSeq and is a predicted model, not a curated record. The coding region runs from base 1 to 2745 and encodes 914 amino acids. Gene Ontology annotation, cellular component: cytoplasm. Lineage: Eukaryota; Metazoa; Chordata; Mammalia; Afrosoricida; Chrysochloridae.
AUGGGUUCUAGGCACAGGUCAGUCUCCGCGGCCCAACUGGACUGGGCCGCUUCCAGAGACCGCGGCCGAAUUCCAGGUCUCGGGCGCAAAGAGCCUAGUGGUCCUCGCGAGCAGGUCGACCUCCACCCCCACGCCCAGGCCUGUUUGGAACCGGCCGUCUUGCAACGGUCCUAUUCCUGGCGCUGCCGGGACGCGGUUGGACAAAGGCUCUAUGGUCCGGAAGAAGUAGUGAUCCCCUAUUCUUCUGACAAUGACUCAGGAAGUGUGGAUUUGCAGCUGAGCAACUUAGAUGAUAUUAAAAAAGGCCCAAGUAGUCUUGAUCUUACAGACUCGGAUAUCUCAGAUAUCACUGGACUUCCUCAGGAAUCCCUCACAGAUAGUUUCAGCUACCCAACCUACCAGAGACCCCUUGGCGAGGCCAUCAUCCAGAGGCUGACCAGCUCUGUGCAGGAGUUUUUGAAUAGCGAGAUAAAGGGUGAAUUUGAGAAGCUGACAUUCCUAAGAUCUUUGUCUUCUCUCAGCCGAACUUUACCUUAUGAUGAAACCACAGAAUCUUUCAUCCAAAGCCACAUAAUAGACAUUGUGCGUAUCUUAAAUCUGCUGUUGCAAGAGGAGUCCCCACAUUCUGUCCUCAGUCCUGUGCUCCAGGAGAUCUUCAUCACCAUUGCUGACUUCAGUUACCAAGAUGUCCAUUUGCUGUUUGGCUCUGAAGAGCGAGCUGACUUGUUCAGUCUGACCAUCCGAAGCCUAAUCACUCUGCCUUCUGUAAAGACCUCUGCACAGCUGCAAGAAAUAGUGCCAAGUGGGGCUGACAACUCUGAGUGUCUCUACAGGCAGACGUUACAGGCGUUCUCUGAGAUGCUCCAGAGUUUGGUGGUUAAAGAUCCACAUAUGGAAAAUCUGAAUGCCAUUUUUGAGCUUCCACUUCAGUUCCAAAGACUUGGACAUCUGGUGGCUGUCAUGGCGCUGCUGUGUGGGGACCCACUGAAAGAAGUGGCUGAGGAGGCUGCCAAGGGCACACACUACCUGCUGCAUAUCACCAUGAGGCUAAAAUAUAUCACUCAUGACAAGAAAAAUCACCAAAGCUUGCGGAAAGCAUUGAAAAAAUGCCGAGAACUUUUGGCGCUCUACAGUAUUGAGCAGUUCUACAGUUGUCCCUUCAAAAUUGCCCAGGUGCCAGAAAUUAUGGGAGUCAUCUGUGCCCGACUACCCAUGAUCAGCAAACCAAGCAUCCGCCAACAAAUCAUAAAUACUGUGAGCUUGUUUAUCGCCAGGCCUAAGUAUACAGAUAUAGUGCUCAGCCACCUUCUGUGUCAUCCAGUACCAUAUGACAGGCAUCUGGCUGAGUUGUGGAGAACACUGGAGGUAGAGAUGCCCAGCACAACCUGGAUUCUGUGGAGACUCCUGAGGAAGCUACAGAAAUGCCACAGUGUGCCCAUUCAGGAGAAGAUGGCCUAUGUGGCUGUUGCUGCAACAGAUGCCCUUUAUGAGGUGUUUAUGGGAAACAGGCUUCGAGCAGCUACAUUCCGACUCUUUCCUCAGCUUCUCAUGACACUGCUCAUCCAGAUCCACCACAGCAUCAGCCUGACCAUGUCUGAUGUCGCUAUCCCGAGCAAACUGUACACAGACCAAGAAGUGUCUUCAGAGGUCACCCCUCUGUGCUUUGCAAUACAGGCUACAAAAACUCUCCUCCUCAGAACAUUGUGCUGGCAAGAAUUCAGCAUCAUGGAAAAGAAUAAAGGAUGGACCCUUUUGGAAGGAAAAGAUUGCCAUCUUCAGGGAGUAUCUCUUCUUGCCAAUGCUUUGCUGGAAAAAAAUCAUGUGCUUGCACAUAAGGUCAUGUACUUGCUGGUCCCUCUUCUUAACCGAGGAAACGAUAAGCAUAAAAUCACAUCUGCAGGCUUUUUUGUGGAGCUUCUUCAGAGUCCAGUGGCUAGGAGACUGCCCAGCAUAUACUCUGUUGCCCGACUGAAAGAUUGGCUGCAUCAUGGGAAUAAUGUCUUCAGAGUGCUUGCCCUGAGGGGAGUGUGCUAUCUCCUCAGACACCAGGAGAUGAGGGAAGAUAUCAAGAGGCUGUUGCCGUGCGUCUUAGACAGCUUAUGUGAAAUCGAUGAGAAGAUUGUGGUGUUGGCUAUCCAGAUACUUCUGCACUUUGUCCAGUCCAUGGAAUUCACUACCUUGGCUGCCAUGAUGAGAACUCUUUUCUCCUUGUUUGGUGAUGUGAGACCUAAUGUUCAUCGUUUCUCCAUGACCCUCUUUGGAGCCUCCAUAAAGUCUGUGAAAUGCUCAGAUAAGAAGUGUGUAGAGAACCAAGUCUUGGACAGCUUGGUCCCACUACUUCUGUAUUCUCAGGAUGAAAAUGAUGCAGUAGCUGAGGAAAGCAGGCGAGUCCUAAGUAUAUGUGCUCAGUUCCUGAAGUGGAAGCUGCCCCAAGAGGUGCACUGCAAAGAUCCCUGGUACAGCAAGCCUAAUCAAGCUGCAAUAAUCUGCGACUUUUUUGAAAAAAAAUGCAAGGGAAAGGUUAACAUACUAGCCCAAACAUUGAUGUACUUCAAGAAUGCAAAACUUCCUAUCAGAAGAGCAGCAACACUCUUUGUAGGGCUCUUAUCCAAGUACAUGGAUCACAGUGAGCUCAGGAUGAAGGGUACUGACUGGAUAGAGGAUGGAAAGAAUAUUAGCGUAUUUGUCUGGAAACUAGCUUUGAUGAAUGUUUCAGAGACAGUUCCUGAACAUUGUCAAGAAUAA